Monodelphis domestica (gray short-tailed opossum) is the source of this 4308-nucleotide messenger RNA. RefSeq names its product glutamate ionotropic receptor delta type subunit 1 (gene GRID1). Gene Ontology annotation, molecular function: signaling receptor activity; ligand-gated monoatomic ion channel activity. NCBI's taxonomy places the organism in Eukaryota, Metazoa, Chordata, Mammalia, Didelphimorphia, Didelphidae. The record is from RefSeq and is a predicted model, not a curated record. Gene Ontology annotation, cellular component: membrane. Gene Ontology annotation, biological process: monoatomic ion transport.
GCUAACCUAGUUUUUUCUCUCUCAUGGAGAAUAUCAUCAGGAUUCUGGUGGCAGAAGAUGCUUAAGGCUUCAUCUAUCAUCUAACAUCAGUGAAAGCCAAUACACUUGGAGGGUGGUAUGUGUGAGGGAAUAAGGGUAGGUCUGUGGUCUCUAAGCUUUUCUGCCCUUAUAUGCCUUUCUUCACCCCCAAACCCCCAGCAGGGAGUAGAUGCUAUUGCUGGUCUCCUCUGGUGGGAACUCAUCAACCCCUGCAGAGAAAUAGUUCAUCCCAGCAGGUCUGCGGAUAAGAACUUGUACUUGAAAGCUCAUUACUAAUUAAUUAUAUUGUAGAAUACAGCCUCAUUCCCAUUACUCACUGAUGAGAAAAUUAAAGAUCUAUUGAUAUUGCCAUAAUUAAUUGAACCAAAAAGUGGAAAUAGCCAUACAAAAUAUGCCUGAAGUUUUAAGUUAACAAUUUGAAAUGACUCUUCCUUGAUCAGAUUGUUGUGCAAAGAUGGUGUUAGAGGAAAACUUCAAAUCUCAUUAGUUCAACUAACUUUAUUUGCUUACCUACUAUGGGCAGAGAACUGUAUAACAGAGGAGGAAAGGUAGAUGCAAAGCUUUGAUAAGACAUAGCUCCUUUCCUCUUGGAGUUCACAGACUAAUUACUUAGCUCAGUUAUUUGAGGCUCAGCUCUUAUAGCACUUCCUCCAGGAAACCUUUCCUGAAUUCCCCUUCAUGUUCAUUCUUUCUUCAAAUAUUCAUGUAUUUAUUUAUCUCUUUACAUGUUGCAUUUCCCAAAUACUGUAUUUUUGAAGGAAGAUACUUUACCUAUUUUGUUUUAUUUAUCAAGUUCAUAGUCUUAGAAUAGUGCCUUAUAUAUAUUAGGAACUUAAUAAAUGCUUAUUGGGUUGUAUUAAUGGGGGAUGGGGACAAGGUAUGAAUGCAGAUGUCUUUAUUAUGGACAUUGAUAUCACUUGACGUACUUUGGACAUGACUAGGUACUUUGUUAAGUCACAGGUUAAAGGAAAUUACUGAUGGGCAGGUGAGGUGUUGGUCAGAGAUUGAUAGAUCUAGAGCUAGAUGGGAGGGACCUGAGAGGACCAUCACCAGGUUCUGACUCUAGACCCUCAGAACCACUGAAUCUUCCACUGAUAACUCCAGACACCGAGCCCUCACCAACUGCCCUUCAACUGCUUCCUGAGGACCCUUGAGCCUUUCCAUGUACCCCCUAGCAACAUCUUCCUACACCUUGUGACCUGAUGACCCAGGGCAUCCUGGCUUUAGUUACGUCUACAGGCUGCGCAUCUGCCAACGCCUUGCAGUCGCUCACAGAUGCCAUGCACAUCCCACACCUCUUCGUCCAACGUAACCCUGGGGGCUCCCCCAGGACAGCGUGCCACCUGAACCCCAGCCCAGAAGGGGAGGAGUAUACAUUGGCCUCACGUCCACCUGUUCGCCUCAAUGAUGUCAUGCUUAAGCUGGUCACGGAGCUACGGUGGCAGAAAUUCAUUGUGUUCUAUGACAGCGAUUAUGAUAUCCGUGGGUUGCAGAGCUUUCUGGACCAGGCUUCCCGGUUGGGGCUCGAUGUGUCCUUACAAAAGGUGGACAGAAAUAUAAGCCGGGUGUUCACCAGCCUCUUUACCACCAUGAAGACCGAGGAACUAAAUCGCUACCGGGAUACACUACGUCGGGCAAUCCUGCUGCUUAGUCCUCAUGGAGCCCAGACAUUCAUCAAUGAGGCAGUGGAAACCAACUUGGCUUCUAAGGACAGUCACUGGGUGUUUGUUAAUGAGGAAAUUAGUGACCCAGAAAUAUUGGAGCUUGUGCACAGUGCAUUAGGAAGAAUGACUGUGGUUCGACAGAUCUUCCCAUCUGCAAAGGAUAACCAGAAGUGCACAAGAAACAACCACCGUAUCUCUUCAUUGCUUUGUGAUCCACAGGAAGGCUAUCUCCAAAUGUUGCAGGUGUCUAACCUCUACCUGUAUGACAGUGUGUUGAUGCUGGCAAAUGCCUUCCAUAGAAAGCUGGAAGAUAGGAAGUGGCACAGCAUGGCAAGUCUGAAUUGUAUGCGGAAGUCCACUAAGCCUUGGAAUGGGGGUCGAUCCAUGCUGGACACCAUCAAGAAGGGCCAUAUCACUGGUCUCACAGGAGUGAUGGAGUUUCGGGAAGACAGCUCCAAUCCCUAUGUCCAGUUUGAAAUUCUUGGGACUACUUACAGCGAAACCUUUGGUAAAGACAUGCGUAAGCUGGCGACUUGGGACUCUGAGAAAGGUCUGAAUGGCAGCCUGCAAGAGAGACACACAGGCAGCCACCUCCAUGGACUGACACUCAAAGUGGUGACUGUCUUGGAAGAACCUUUUGUGAUGGUGGCAGAGAAUAUACUUGGGCAGCCCAAGCGCUACAAAGGCUUCUCCAUUGAUGUUCUGGAUGCAUUGGCCAAGACCCUAGGAUUCAAGUAUGAAAUUUAUCAAGCUCCCGAUGGCAAAUAUGGCCACCAGCUCCAUAACACUUCCUGGAAUGGGAUGAUUGGGGAACUCAUCAAUAAGAGAGCAGACAUGGCAAUAUCUGCGAUCACCAUCACCCCAGAGCGGGAGAGUGUUGUAGACUUCAGCAAACGGUACAUGGAUUACUCAGUGGGGAUUCUCAUCAAGAAGCCAGAAGAGAAAAUCAACAUUUUCUCUCUCUUUGCUCCUUUUGACUUUGCUGUUUGGGCCUGCAUCGCAGCAGCCAUCCCCGUGGUUGGUGUGUUGAUAUUUGUACUGAACCGAAUACAGGCUGUCAGGUUACAGAACUCUUCACAGUCCAGUCCAUCAGCCUCUUCUACCCUUCACAGUGCCAUAUGGAUUGUCUAUGGAGCCUUUGUACAGCAAGGUGGAGAAUCACCCACAAAUUCCAUGGCAAUGCGCAUUGUAAUGGGGAGCUGGUGGCUUUUCACUCUGAUUGUCUGUUCAUCUUACACAGCAAACCUUGCUGCCUUCCUCACAGUGUCACGGAUGGAUAACCCAAUAAGAACAUUUCAGGACCUGUCCAAACAAAUGGAUAUAUCUUAUGGCACAGUCAGAGACUCAGCUGUAUAUGAAUACUUUAGAGCCAAAGGCACCAAUCCCUUGGAACAGGACAGCACAUUUGCUGAACUUUGGAAGACCAUCAGCAAGAACAAUGGAGCUGAUAACUGUGUUUCAAAUCCUUCUGAAGGCAUCAGGAAGGCAAAGAAAGGAAAUUAUGCCUUUUUGUGGGAUGUGGCAGUGGUGGAAUAUGCAGCGCUAACAGAUGAUGAUUGCUCAGUGACCGUCAUUGGCAACAGUAUCAGCAGUAAGGGCUAUGGCAUAGCACUUCAGCAUGGCAGCCCCUACAGGGACAUCUUUUCCCAGAGGAUCUUGGAGUUACAAGAUACUGGUGAUUUGGAUGUCCUCAAACAGAAAUGGUGGCCACGCAUGGGCCGCUGUGACCUGAAUAGCCACACAAGUGCUCAAACAGAUGGCAAGUCUCUGAAACUACACAGUUUUGCUGGCGUAUUCUGCAUCCUUGCUGUGGGCCUUCUCCUUGCAUGCCUGGUGGCAGCCCUGGAGCUAUGGUGGAACAGCAACCGCUGCCAUCAAGAAACACCGAAAGAGGACAAAGAAGUUAAUUUGGAGCAAGUCCAUAGACGUAUGAACAGCUUAAUCGAUGAAGAUAUAGCUCACAAGCAGAUUUCUCCGGCAUCCAUCGAGAUCUCGGCCCUGGAGAUCGGCGGGAUGCCGCCUAGUCAGACCUUGGAGCCUGUCCGCGAGUACCAGAACACUCAGCUCUCCGUCACCACGUUCUUGCCUGAACAGAGCAGUCAUGCGGCUGGUCGGACUCUAUCAUCAGGAGCAGGCAGUAAUCUGCCACUGCCUCUCAGCAGCUCAGCAACCAUGCCCUCAAUACAGUGCAAACACAGAUCUCCCAAUGGGGGAUUGUUUCGUCAGAGCCCCGUGAAGACCCCCAUCCCCAUGUCAUUCCAGUCUGUGCCUGGGGGCGUCAUUCCAGAGGCUAUGGAAACUUCCCAUGGAACAUCCAUAUGAUUGACACCCACCCACCCUUCUGCCCACCCACCCAACCAGCAGAGCUUUUUAAUACAACUAAAAACAAACAAACAGAAAAAAAACACAAAAGACUUACAUUUUUCUUGUACAUACCUGUAAAUAAUGAGAGAAUGAAGUGGGGUAAAAGUGUAUUUUGAAUAUUCCCAAUUUUCGAAGUCAGUAAAAAAAGAAAAAAGAAAAAAAUACAAAAAACAAGAAGUGUAUGAAUGAAUUUGUAAAUUUUGUUCUAUAUGAAUAAAAAGGCAAACCACUUGUGAUCAUU